Pelobates cultripes (western spadefoot toad) is the source of this 8540-nucleotide messenger RNA. NCBI's taxonomy places the organism in Eukaryota, Metazoa, Chordata, Amphibia, Anura, Pelobatidae. The record is from the annotation of a GenBank genome assembly.
AUGCUCAGGCUACUACUAGCCAUCCAGCAGGGCCAGCCUUACUCUCCUCCCUCUGCACUGCCUUUAAACCUGCCGCUCCUUAUUAGCCCCUCCUCCUUCUGCGCGAGCGAGCGUGACGUCAUGGAUCCAAACCCAAAACAGACCGCCCCCGGAGACAGAGCGCGGGCUGCACUGCCGGGACUACUUCAACCGCGCCGUACACGUCACCUGAGGCAAGGUUUGUGCUCACACGGAGUUAUCACUCCGCCAACAGUAAAAUAACAAGCAACCGGUCAAGGUCAUAGUGGAAUGGGCGGAGCCUGCACGUGAGAGAGAGGCAUCUAUUGGACGCAGAACGCGGUCUUUGACCUGGUGUACGGCCGCCUCUGACGUCACGACGCGAGUCCGUUUUGUGACCUAUUAAAAGUGACUCGGUCUCUAGUGAGCCAGUUAUAGUGUCAUGGGAGCCAGAAUAGGGGAUAAUGUGGGAGGUGACCCCAGAGUUACACUCUCAGACACAUUGUUAUUUUUUCUGGUAUUAUAUAAGCACCGUAGGCACUUCACUUUUUUUUAUAAGCACGUUACCUUGUUUUAUUAGUUUGAUUUCAUUUUUGGUGGUGUGUGUGUGUGUUUGUAGAGAAGAUAACACAUUGCAGUGUGAUCAGGGGCUAAAGCGUAGAAAAAUAACACUGCAUAUGCAUUUCAGUUUCUAGAUUUUAUUAUAUAGCACUAGUACUUUGUAUUACUUUAUAAUGUAUUAAUAACACACAAAAGUAUCAACUAGUAUGUAAAAAAAAAAAUAAUAAUAAUAAAUAAGGCCCUAAUUUCAUCCAUUGCUUUUGGAAAUAUCCCUAAUGAUCAGUGGUUCCCAACCCAGUGCUUAAAGGGACACUAUAGGCAGUGGCACCCAGACCGCUUCUUCUCAUUGAAGUGGUCUGGGUGCAGAGUUCCUGUUCCCUUAAAGCAGCACUGUCAUCUUCUGGGGACUUUGCUGAAUUUGCAAAGACCCACGACUGUGACAGCGGCAUUGGGGGUCCAGUGGCCUGGGACGGGCAAGUAAAGGUGAGAUUUACUUACUUGAACCUGUUUUCUCGAUCAAGUGGCCAUCUUCCUCGGUCUGCUGCGAUGUCACUGCUGUACUCUCAUAUGGCAGUAAAAUAUAUACGUGAUAUUUUUUUAAAUUAAAGGGACACUGUAGUUACCAGAACAACCAUAGCUUAUUGUAGUUGUUUUGGUAAAGGUAUAAUCACUAUCUGCAGAAAUUUUCAUGCAAAGUCUCGUAAAAGGCAGUGUUUACAUUGCCCCCUAGGGACACCUCCAGUGGUUACUCCUGAGAUGGCCACUGGAGGUGCUUCCUGGGGCAGUGCUGCACAGUAGGUAGCAUGGAGAUGCUGAAUUUUCCUCAUAGAAAUGCAUUGAUUCAAUGCAUCUCUAUGAGGAGGUGCUGAUUGGCCUAAAUCAGGGGUUCUCAACGUUAGUCCUCAGGACCCCCUACCAGUCCAGGGUUUAGGGAUUACCUGGGUGUGUCUAAGGUGUUUAGAAAAAGAGAAAAAAAAACACCUUAGAGUCUAAGGUGUUUUUCCCCCCUUUUUCUAAACACCUGAGACACACCCAGGUAAUCCCCAAAUCCUGCACUGGUAGGGGGUCCUGAGGACUGGGUUGAGAACCCCUGGCCUAAAUGGUGUUUGGCCUAGACCCCAAUCCCGCAUCCUUGCCGAUCUUCGCCAAUACAAUGCUUUCAGCAAUUUUGAUGACGUCACCAAGGAGGCAGUUUGGGGUCGGGGCCAGCGCCAGCAGACCCGAGCCACCUAAAUGGAGGGUUUAACACCAUAGGGUCAGGAAUACAUGUUUGUGUUCCUGACCCUAUAGGGUUUCUUUAAUGACAAUUCUUUCUUUUUACCAUAUGUUAUUUUUUCAUCGCUUCUUAUAACAGACUAUGUCUUCCAAAGCUUAAUAUCCUGCAUAUGUAGUAGUAAUUCUUAUUUUUUUUGGUUUUUCUGUUCAUUACAGAAAAACAUAAUCAAAUGGUUCCAUUACUUGGUGCAGAGAUGGUGCACACACCUUUGCAACUUUAUCGCUAUCUUCUUCGAUGCUGCAAGCAACUUCCUAAUGAAAAUGUCCAAAAUUAUUACAAACAUGCCAUAAAACAGGUAAUUUUAUUCCACAUCCAGCCAAACAGGGCUAAUGGUAUUGUGUAUUAAAUGUUGUGCCAGAUGUCACAAUGAUAGCGUGUUCCCAGGUUGUUUGCAGUCUCAGAUCUUUAGCUGUUCCUGGACUACAUAGUAUAUGUUCUUUGGGCAGCUUUUAAUGUCAGAAUGGAAAUAUAAAGUACCACCUUUUUAUAGCUCUGAGUAAUGUGACGUGAGGUCAAUGGUUAUCUAACAUGCUUUGAAUGGACACACUAAGCAACAAAACAACUAGAUCUUAAAGGAACACUAUAGGGUCAGAAACACAAACAUGUAUUCCUGACCCUAUAGUGUUUUACCCACCAUUUAGGUGGAUUGUCCUCCCCUUAAUCCCCCUAGAAAAGUUUAAAACUCACCUUCUUUCCAGUGCCCCGCAGGUCCGCCGGCGAUGGUUUUGCCUCCUUUGUGACGUUAUGAAAAUGGACAGUUUUUAGCCAAUCUAUAGGGAAAGCAUUGGAUUUGCUAAAAUCGCCAUGGGGCGGAACCAAAUGCCGUUUUGGCCAAUUAGGACCUCCUCAUAGAGAUGCAUUAAAUCAAUGCAUCUCUAUGAGGAAAAUUCAGCAUCUCCAUGCAGAGCAUGGGGAUGCUGAACGUCAGGGCUGCUUUUUUGGCAGCAUUGACCCAGGAAGCACCUCCAGUGGAUAUCUAAGGAGUGGCCACUUGGAGGUGUCCCUAGAGGCAAUGUAAACACUGCCUUUUCUCUGAAAAGGCAGUGUUUGCGUGAGAAAAGCCUUAAGGGAACUACUAUACUCACCAUAACAACUACAUUAAUUAAAUUGCUUUAGUGUAUAGUUCCUGUAGUUUUUUUUUGGCAAUGUAAAGCAUUGCCAUUACUGAGAAAUGGCAAUUUUGGGCCCUCUAGGGGCUGUCGGAAAGCAAAUAGAGGCAUUUCCUCCACUACUAUACUAUUCUGUGAUGGCCAUGGGCCGAGGCUGUGAGGGAAGAUCAGUUGAUCUCUUCUGCCAGCCCACGCAGAGCCGGCCUUGCUGCGUGCCCUCUAGGGCUCACUCACAAGCUCUUUAUUUCAGCAGAGUGAGGGGAGAAAAGGUGCUGGGAGGAUCUAUUCUUCUUAUGAGCAGGCAUUUCAGAGGAUUGCUGCAGUUACAACGGCAUCGGUUCAAGGUACUCACAAGAAGAGUGAACACUGCCUGCAGCUGGAGGAGCUGCAGGCUAGAUUUACUCAUCCCCAUAAAUAAACAAAAUAACAUUAACCCCUUAAGAACGGUGGGCGUUCUAUGGCCAAACACUUGCCAAAAUCUGUGUUUAUAAUUGUUUUUUGCAUUUUUUUACACAAACAAAUAUAAAUUCUAACGUUGGUCAGUGUUUGUGACUAAGUGGCUACUGAAAAUGACUGGACAUACUCCAUAUUUAAUACCCUGGCUUGUCUACUUUUAAAUGGUAUGCCAUCAUGGGGGUAAUUCUCAUUCCUGGGCUACCAAACGGUCUCAAAGGCAAAAUAACCAACCAGGCAAAUUUCAAUGUGAAAAAACUGAAAAACCGUGCUCUAUUUGACCCUGUAACUUUCCAAACCACCAUAAGACCUAUACAUGGGGGGUACUGUUGUACUCGUGAGACUUUUAUUUCAGUAAGAGCUAACAGUAUUAUGACAUUCACAGUUAAAAUGCCACGCAGAACUAAACAAUUGUAAAAAAAAAAAAUCGUAAUUUCUCACUUUUUUUUUUUUUUUUAGAUUUUAUUCAUAGUUAAUUAUGUUUCAUAUAUGAAUAGUUCAUGUGAAAUGAAAGCCCUGUGUAUUUAAUAUGAAAAAGGUGAAUUACGGUUGAACAGUGCAAAUUCCAGUUUUUAUUUACGUUUUGUUUUGAUCACAAGGUGUACAACUGGCUCAGUCCUUAAAGGGACACUCCAGGCACCCAGAACACUUCUUCCCAUUGGAGUGAUCUGGGUGCCAACUCCCACUACCCUUAGCCAUGCAAGUGUAAUUAUUGCAGUUUUUAUAAACUGCAAUAUUUACCUUGCAGGGUUAAGUCCUCCUCUAGUGGCUGUCUAGUAGGCAGCCACUAGAGAACACGUCCGUGUUCAUAGAACACGAAAAGUGUGUUAUACGACGCCGGACUUCCUCAUGCUAUGUGAGGACCUCCAGCGUCGUCGAAAUCACCAUUUGAAAGCAUUAUUCAAUGCUUUCCUAUGGGCAGGUCUAAUGCCGCGCAUGCGCAAUAGGUCUCCCCUGCCACCAGCUGCGCAUGCGCAAUAGGUCUUCCCCGCCGGUAGGGGGGGGAGGCGUAGACGGAGCCUGACCUAGCGCCGAGGGACAUCGGCCCUGGAUACAGGUAAGUCACUGAAGGGAUUUUAACCACUUCAGCAACUUGGGAUGGUAGGUGGGAGGGAGAGGGGACCUGCAGUGCCAGGAAAACUAUUUGUUUUCCUGGCACUGGAGAGUCCCUUUAAGGGGUUAAUAAAAAAAUGCAUUUGCUCAGAUCUCACCCAGCCUCUGCAACCCUUACACACACACACACACACACACUGCACCCCUCACACGCACAGCAUCCCUCAAACACAUCACCCCUCUACAUCCCCUAUACACACUCUAGAUCCCCUACACACACUAAAUCGAUUUUAAACACACUGCACCACCUGCUCACACUACGGUCCUGACAAACACGCCACAUCUCAUAUACACACUCUGGAUAUGCACACACUAGAUCCCUGUAUGCAAAAACACACACUAAAUUCCCUAAAUACACACUCUCUGCAGCCCAUACACACAAUGUCACCUAUACACAGAUACACUACAAUGCCUAUGCACACACUCGCUGCAUCCCCUAUACACACACUAUGCCCCUAUACACACACCAUGGCCCCUAUACACACACUCUCUACAGCCUCUAGCCACACAUAUUAUACCACAAACAAAACUCAACUAUAACCGAAACACAAAAACACCACACCACAAUUCGCUCACUCUACACAAGAAAUCCCACAAACAGCCUUCAAACACAUGUACAGUAUUCUUUCCUAGCCCUUUUGUCCUCUGGAAUCCUACUUAUAGAGACACCAGAGACAAGAUGCAAGCGUGCAGGGCCUUUUUCUCAUGCGAGAGCUCUGCAUGGGUUGCCCUGAAAGAGCAUUGAACCAACAUGCUCACUCUGAGCAUGCUCUCCAUUGUUGAUGACACAACCCCCCCCCUUCUAGUAAUGCCCUCAUGCCACUGGGUUGCUGUGAUUAAAAAAUCCCUGGGCCAAAUUUUUUUUCCCAGUCUGGCCCUGUCCAUAGGCUUACGUGUUUACUGAUGAAAUUAGUUACUUAAAAAGACAUUGCAAAAAACAGGAGUAGAAAACAUCUGGCGUCAGAGUAUGAACAGCUGGUAGCUAGCUAGUAGUGAAUAGCCAGUUAACUCAAACAUCAACAUCAAGGUAUGAUAGCUAAACAUUCGAAAGUAAAACAGUCCUGUCUGAUAGUUUUAUAUGUGCAGAAUGCUGUUGAGAUAAACACACUAACGUCCUGUCCAGAGGUGUAACAAGAAACCACGGGCCCCGGUGCAAAAAUUGCUCUGGGGCCUCCCAAUACACCUACCUUGUACCCCACAUCCCCUCCCCCCCACACAUGCAGACAAACAGAUACACAUGCAUACAGACACACACACAUACACACAGAGACCCAUACAUACAGAAAUACUUACAGACACAUGUAGAGACACACACACAUACAAUUGUAUACACACACUCAGACAUAUACACACGUACACUCACAGACACACACACUCAGACAUACACACACUCACUCACAGACACACUAAGACACACCUACACUUACAGACACACAUACAUACACUCAGACACACACACUCACAAACAAACACAUACAUACACAUUCAGACACACACACUUACACACACACACACACAUACAAUUACACACACACACACAAAUUAUUAUUAAAUGUCCACCCAGCCUCCCUACCUGGAGAGCUGGAGUGGAUCUGUCCCUUGGGUCCAGUGGGGCUUCAGUGUGGCGGGCGGCAGAGCUCCUGUCAGACGCGGCGAGGGAGCUGUGUUCUCUCUGCUCCCUCGCGGGCUGUCUAGUGAUGUUAUAUUCCGGCUCCCGGCAUCAGAAAACAGCGUGCGAGGGAGCAGAGCAGAGCGAACACAGCUCCCUCGCUGCGUCUGACAGGAACUCUGCCUCCAGCCGGGGGGGUGGGGUGGGAACAUGGAGGGGCCGGCAUUUAGGCGACCCACGGUCGCAGGGAUCGUGGUCUGCGACCGUGGUAGGUACGCCACUGGUCCUGGCAAAAUGUACAGUACCAGGCUAGUAAACAGAGUAGACAUGUAAAAAAAAAAAACUGUGCAGCAGUUGAGCUGUGAUUAGUGAGAAACUGGUAGACUCUUCCUCAAAGGCUCAGAUUAAAGUUAAAAAUAAGUAUACCUUAACUACCUGUAUAGAGAAACUUUUUGUUGCAAUGCAUUAUGCUACAAACUGUUUUGUUUGAAUCUGUUCACUCUGGUUGGAAACAUUACCGUUGUAGAGGAACUUAUCUUCAUUGCUUUCCCUGUGAGUGUUUGAUGUAGAGGAGAAGAUUCGAUUACUGGAUGGGGAGGGAGUGCUCCUAUCUAGGAAGACUGUGAGAGCUUCCUUCAUUACUUUUAAGACCUGUUUAGUCUUUCUAAAUCCCUUCAUCUUGCUUUUCAUCCCUAUCUUCUAUUUCAUAUGUUUCGUCAUUUUGCAAAAAUUAGAGCCAUAGUUUUCAAGUGGCUGAUUGCACUGUAUUACCUUUUGGUUGGAAAAACAAACAAACCUGUAAACACUCUAAUUGCAAAAUCCGCAAUCUGUGACUGCGCUUAGUUUAUGAACUUUACACAAGAGUUAUAGCUGGAUGGCUUGUCAUAUUUAUUUACAUACAUCUUUUGCCUUUAUUUUCAGAGUUUUCGGGUACAUGCAGAUGACAAUGAUCCUGCGAGGGUACAACAGAUCAUUAAAAGGGCUAUUGAAGAUGCUGACUGGAUAAUGAAUAAAGUAUGUAUUUACUUUUGUUAAAUUUGCCUUCUAUAAACACACACUUGUGGACAUAAAGGAGCACUCCACACUACAAAUAAAAAAAAUUUUUAAAUCACUAUUUAGUAGAUCUACCCCUCUGAAGCUUUCCUAUCUGUGUGCGUGCACAGCACAGCAUUCAGAAUGAAUGCUGGUCCAAUCAAAAAUCUUAGAAGAGGUAUGCGGAGGGGAUGCAGGCACCCUCGUGUAGAGUGACGUUUCCAUUAGCUCGGGGGAACUAAUAGAAGGCUGAAGCAAACCUCCCUGGUUGUUUGACAGCCAGGAAGGUAUUUCAAUAUUUCAUUUUAAAAGUGCAGAUUUUGAAUCAAAAUCUGCACUUUCAUAAAGUGUCUUUUAAACGGGAUACUCCUUAAACAUUCAGCACUUCAGCACAGUCAUACUGAGACUUAAUUUAAGACACUAUCAAAUGGUAAUAGGCCCGGUAUAUUUCCAUUUCAUGUCUUUUAUGGUUUAUAAUUAAAAGGACACACUAAGCAACUAAACAACUUUAGUUUAAUUAAGUGGUUUAUGUGUAUAGAUAAUACCCCAUCAGCCUCACUGCUCAGUUCUCUGCCAUUUAGAGUUUAAAAAGCUUUGUUUAUGCAACCCUAGCCACACCUCCCCUGGCUGGCACUCACAGACUAUUUUCACACUUCCUGAAAAAGAAGUCUAAAGAGUUUAACUUCCCAUGUUGCACAGAAUUUCUUAUCUUCUGCUCUUUUAACUGCCUGCUGAAGCUUCCUGUGUGAAAAAGUUCAGUUAGCAAGUAAAGACAUUGUGUUGUGAGAUUUAAUUAUAAAUGUAAACCUUUUUUUUUUCCACUGACACUGUAUGAGAAACUGCAGGGGCAUGAUCUCUACACCAAUUAAGCUAAAUUUGGGUGCUUAUUGUGUCCCUUUAACAUGUGCAGAAGACAUUUUAUAUGUAUUAAUUUAUAUAUUUGAAAAACACAUGCUAUUUAUUUUUUCCCCCAGUAUAAGACGCAAAGCUAAGAACACAAAGGAAAGUGGCAAAGCUGUGUGUAUGGUGACAGGAAAUGAACUGCUCUUCGUACUAUUAUGCUGCCAAAGAAGAAACAAGCAGUUAUACAUCUAUAUUAUUCUUUGCCUAAAUUUUCUUUGCAGUUUUGGUCAUCUACAAGAGGUUUAUGAAAAUCGUAAUCUGACUGAAAAAAGGAGCAUUCAUUGGGUUUAAGUGUAUGUUAACAUGCAUUUUUAGUACAAAUCAGGUUUUCUCUCUAUUUCUUUCACGGAAGCUGUUGAUACUAUUCUUAAUCCUUUCGAAAAGGUAUUUGUUUGGAGAUGGCUUUGUAAAUUUAAAUACAGUAUAUAUGUAAAUCUGUAAUAAAAUUAUUGAUAUGCAUUACUGCAUGUGUGUUAAUUUGAAUGUG